Carlito syrichta (Philippine tarsier) is the source of this 1089-nucleotide messenger RNA. Its product is annotated as fer-1-like protein 5. The record is from RefSeq and is a predicted model, not a curated record. Gene Ontology annotation, cellular component: T-tubule; cytoplasmic vesicle. Gene Ontology annotation, biological process: monocyte activation involved in immune response; T-tubule organization; macrophage activation involved in immune response. The coding region runs from base 1 to 1089 and encodes 362 amino acids. The transcript has 12 exons. Gene Ontology annotation, molecular function: calcium-dependent phospholipid binding; calcium ion binding. Lineage: Eukaryota; Metazoa; Chordata; Mammalia; Primates; Tarsiidae.
AUGAGAUACAAAGCAGAGAUCGGGAGAUUCCAAACAGAUAUUGGGCUUAUCUACCAUUCUCCAGGUCACACACUCCUGAGGAAAUGGCUAGGUCUCUGCCAGCCAAAUAACCCUGACGAUGGCGUGAGAGGCUACCUGAAAGUCACUAUCUGUGCCCUUGGUGUGGGAGACCAGACCCUGGUAGAUCAAGAGUCUCCCUAUGGGGCUGAUGACACCCAAAUUCAGAUCUUCAAGUCAGCGGCAGUCCCGAUCAACCUGGCUUACUUGCAGUUCUUCAUCUACUGCGCAGAGGACCUGCAUCUCAAGAGAGACCAGUUAGUGAAUCCUGUGUUGGAGGUGGAACUGAUUGGAGAAAAGCUCAAGACGCACAUGCAGACCCAAACCGACAAUCCCAUAUGGAACCAGAUCCUGACCUUCCGGAUUCAGCUGCCUUGCCUCUCCAGCUACAUCAAGUUCAGAGUCUUGGACUGCUCCAGGAGGGAUUGCCGGGAUGAGAUCGGGACCGCCAGCCUGUCCCUCAACCAAAUCUCGUCAACUGGAGAAGAGAUCGAAGGAGUGUACUCUGGCUUCUUGCCCUGCUUCGGGCCCAGCUUCCUGACUCUGCACGGUGGUAAAAAGGCCCCUUUCAGGAUUUCGGAAGAAGGCGCUUGUAUUCCUGACUCUGUGAAGGACGGUUUAGCUUAUCGAGGCCGAGUCUUCCUGGAGUUAAUCACCCAAAUCAAGUCCCAACAGGGCUCUAGGAUAAUGGCUCUGUCCCAUGAAGUGACCAGGAUGGAGAGGCACCAGAACCGUCUGAAGUAUGGGUUGUGUGUCAUCUUCCUCUCCUGUACUAUGAUGCCCAACUUUAAAAACCUGAUCCAGUUCGAGGUCAGCAUCGGCCACUAUGGAAACAAAAUGGACCUGAACUACAAGCCUCUGGUCUCAAGCACACAAUACAGCCCAGUGAUAUAUGAUGUCCUAGGAGAGCCUGAGCUGCAGGGGCCCUCUGAAAUUGAGCCCAACAACUGCCCCCUAGAAAGUAUGAAGCUCGGGCCGCAGAACCUUGAAUCUGCCUCUUCCACCACCCAAGAGGCCGUUGUUGAAUCAUGA